Archocentrus centrarchus (flier cichlid) is the source of this 1018-nucleotide messenger RNA. RefSeq names its product TM2 domain containing 2 (gene tm2d2). The coding region runs from base 114 to 800 and encodes 228 amino acids. The transcript is spliced from 4 exons. NCBI's taxonomy places the organism in Eukaryota, Metazoa, Chordata, Actinopteri, Cichliformes, Cichlidae. The record is from RefSeq and is a predicted model, not a curated record.
CAUUUCCAUGAGACAGUGAUCGAGACCCAAAUAAACAUCUUUGUGUUGCUAGCUGAAUGUUCCCAUUAACUAUGGAUGGCUUUGAGGAUUAGCGUCGUGAUCUGGAGGUGACAAUGAUUUCGGUCAGCUAUAUUCUGUUGUGCGGUCAGUUCCUGCUGCUGUUGACGGCCAUACUGUUACAAUGUUUGGAAGGAAUCCACUCCCAAAACUCGUCGACAACGGAGACUCCUGCUUCUUCUCCCGGUCCGGGUUCUACUGUGCUCCCGUCCAGCGAGCAACCCGACACUGUAAAAUAUGAAAUACCGGUGGAAAGUACCAACUAUACGGAGCUCUAUGAGUACAAACCCCCGUCACCUGUCGUCCUCUGCAGCUAUCUAAGACCGGAGGAGUUCAUCUACUGUCAAGACCCCGUGGAUCACGCAGGCAACCACACUGCCCAUCAGGAGAUGGAACGUGUUGGUUGCAUUGGUUGGGGUGGCCAGACCCAAAAAGAGGUGAACCUCACGCGGGUUAUCUGCACUGCACUUGAUGACAUAGAAUGUGCCGGACCCAGAGAGUUCCUCAGAGACAAUGUACCCUGCAUCAAAUACACUGGACAUUACUUCAUCACCACACUGCUGUAUUCCUUCUUCUUGGGCUGUUUCGGGGUUGAUCGUUUCUGCCUGGGCCACACUGGCACUGCGGUUGGGAAGCUACUCACCCUGGGAGGCCUGGGAAUCUGGUGGUUUGUGGACCUGAUUCUGCUCAUCACCGGCGGACUGAUGCCCAGCGAUUACAGUAACUGGUGCACAUACUACUGAGAGCAACAGCGAACCGUGACUGAGGACUCGGGCCACUUCUCAGUCUGAUAUUUAUCAGCCUAAUAAGGAGGACUCCAGGGACAUGGCCUCAGUCUGACUUGGCUCAUUACAAGUGGAAUCAGGGAUCUCCUGAGGGCUCCUCUGGGGUUCCCAGGAGCUCCAGUGAAAAAUGAGGAAUAAUUUGAUAACAUUAAAAUAAAUUCACUUCUUGGAGAACA